AUGUUGAGACAAGCCAUUAGAAGAUAUUCUAGUCUACCACCAUACGCCUUGAAGCCAGCUUUUGGUCCAGCCGAUAAGGCUGCCGCUAAAGCAUUCAAAGAAUCCCUCGAGGCCACCAGCCAUCACGCUAAGGAAACCUCUGGCUUGUGGAAGAAGAUUACCUUUUUUGUCGCUGUGCCAUCAAUUGCCCUAGCUGCUGUAAACACUUACUUCGUGGAAGAAGAGCACGCUAAGCACCGUGAGCACUUGAAGCACGUUCCUGACCAGGACUGGCCUAAAGACUACGAAUUUCAAAACAUCAGAAGCAAGCCAUUUUUUUGGGGCGAUGGUGAUAAGACUUUGUUCUGGAACCCAGUCGUCAACAGACAUGUUUCCCAUGAUGAUGCUUGA
This is a messenger RNA of Lachancea fermentati, 390 nucleotides long. Lineage: Eukaryota; Fungi; Ascomycota; Saccharomycetes; Saccharomycetales; Saccharomycetaceae. The record is from the annotation of a GenBank genome assembly.